AUGGGUGCAUAUGAAUGUCUGAUCAGCUCUUCAAACCUCAUAAGAGUCAACAAGCAGAUCUCGGCCGACAAGCACUACAAGGGCAUCAUCGACUGCGUGGUGCGCAUCCCGCGGGAGCAGGGCGUCCUCUCCUUCUGGCGCGGCAACCUGGCCAAUGUGAUCCGGUACUUCCCCACCCAGGCCCUCAACUUCGCCUUCAAGGAUAAGUACAAGCAGAUCUUCCUGGGCGGCGUGGACAAGCGGACCCAGUUCUGGCGGUACUUCGCCGGUAACCUGGCGUCCGGAGGUGCCGCCGGCGCGACCUCCCUCUGCUUCGUGUACCCCCUUGACUUUGCCCGAACCCGCCUGGCAGCGGAUGUGGGUAAAGCCGGGGCCGACCGGGAGUUCAGCGGGCUCGGUGACUGCCUGGUCAAAAUCUUCCGCUCGGAUGGCCUCAGGGGCCUGUACCAGGGCUUCAGUGUCUCUGUCCAGGGCAUUAUCAUCUACAGAGCUGCCUACUUUGGCAUCUACGACACCGCCAAGGGCAUGCUCCCAGACCCCAAGAACACCCACAUCGUUGUCAGCUGGAUGAUUGCUCAGACCGUCACUGCUGUCGCCGGUUUGGUCUCCUACCCCUUUGACACGGUUCGUCGUCGCAUGAUGAUGCAGUCUGGCCGUAAAGGAGCUGACAUAAUGUACACUGGCACUCUUGACUGCUGGAGGAAGAUUGCCCGGGAUGAGGGCUCCAAGGCGUUUUUCAAAGGUGCAUGGUCGAAUGUACUCCGAGGAAUGGGUGGUGCUUUUGUCUUAGUCUUGUAUGAUGAAAUCAAGAAGUACACAUAAGUUGUUUCCUGUUGUGAACUGGUAUGUUGUUCUGUGUAGUCUAUGAGAGUUCAUGGACUUGUUUGAAAACCAUCUAGUUACUAAACAGUGACGGCUGAUGUUUAUACAGGUUGGCAUGGGGCAGGGGCAACAGCCUGCCCUGUCUUUAUUCCCCUUGAUGGGACUCAUGAUGGUUUCUAUUUCAGUCACUCCUGCUUAAAGAGUACAAAGAAAUAAAAAUCCGAAACCAAUA
Molecule: messenger RNA, 1054 nt
Organism: Manacus vitellinus (golden-collared manakin)
Lineage: Eukaryota; Metazoa; Chordata; Aves; Passeriformes; Pipridae
Gene: SLC25A5
Product: solute carrier family 25 member 5
Exons: 4
Coding region: 1-822 (273 amino acids)
Biological process (GO): mitochondrial ADP transmembrane transport; mitochondrial ATP transmembrane transport
Cellular component (GO): mitochondrial inner membrane
Molecular function (GO): ATP:ADP antiporter activity
Source: RefSeq, a predicted model, not a curated record